CUACCAAUAACUACAAAAUUACUUAUCGAUUGCUAGGCGAAUCAAAAUUGUCGUCACUAACCAACAACUUUAUAGGUUAUACCUCGUCGGGGAAAGGGGAUUUCCUUGCUUUUUUCCUUGAUAGACGAAUGACAACACCACCACGGCCAUCUUCCUUAAUCGCAGCUGGUUACAAACGCUCUAGAAAAGUAGUUUGUAGCUAGAGAAUACUUCCUUUAUGUGCCACUGGGAGCGACGGGAGGAUGGCAGAUGACAAGGACGUGCUGCGAGAUGUUUGGUUUGGUCGGAUUCCGACCUGCUUCACACUUUACCAGGAUGAGAUCACAGAGAGAGAGGCCGAACCUUUCUAUCUCCUCCUGCCAAGGAUGAGCUACUUGACUCUGGUCACAGACAAGGUGAAAAAGCACUUCCUGAAGGUCAUGAAGGCCGAGGACAUAGAGGAGAUGUGGUUUGAUUUCGAGGGAACCUCACUCAAAUGGCACUAUCCAAUCGGAUUACUGUUUGACCUGCAUGCCUCCAACACUGCCCUGCCCUGGAGCAUCACUGUGCACUUUAAGAAUUUCCCAGAGCGUGACCUGCUCCACUGCCCCUCUAACUCUGUGAUCGAGGCCCACUUCAUGUCCAGCAUCAAGGAGGCGGAUGCCCUCAAACACAAGAGCCAGGUCAUCAACGACAUGCAGAAGAAAGACCACAAGCAGCUGUGGAUGGGCCUGCAGAACGAUAAGUUUGACCAGUUCUGGGCCAUGAACCGUAAGCUGAUGGAAUACCCCACAGAGGAGGGAGGCUUUCGCUACAUCCCCUUCAGGAUAUACCUGACGAUGAGUGACAGGCCGUUCAUCCAGAAGUUGUUUCGCCCCAUCUCGCCCGACGGCCACACACACACGCUUGGGGACCUGCUGAAGGAGGUGUACCCCGUGGCUAUACCCAACGACGACGAGUCCAAGCGUUACCAGGUGGUGAUCCAUGGGAUUGAGCCCCUGCUGGAGACCCCGUUGCAGUGGCUGAGCGAGCACCUCAGUCACCCUGAUAACUUCCUCCACAUCAGCGUCAUACCCGCGCCUAGCGACUGACACCUCUGGCAAAGUUUGGUAACACCCGGCAACUGGGAAAGUUGCAAAACUCAGAACGGACUCUUCACAGAGCAGGAAAACCCACGUGACUGGGGGCGAGGAGUGACGCAAUCGCAGUGUGACGUCAUCUCAUUCAACUUGUCCCAAAAAGGAGCCCACCGGGAGAAAAUGUACCAUUUUCUGUUUUCCAUCUCUUUUCCUCUCCUCCUUCGCACUCUGUCUCUUUUGGACCUUUACAUGUUUGGGGAAAGUUGUUCUGCCCAAAAUGUGGAAGGCCAAACUGAAAGAGUGCUCAUCUGUUUUAAAAAGAGAGGCAGGGAGGCCACCUCCUCUCUCCUCUUCCUCCUCCUAGGGAAAGAGAGAGGGCCCAGACAUGCCUAGUGGGACCCUCUACAAACAGAAUUUGCCUUAGUUUUCCCGAGUCACAUCAUGAGCUACACUGCUGGACGUUCAUAAAGUCACACUGAGUUUACACACUUGUACUGUAUGCCACUGAGGAGUGAAAGGGGAUUUUUAAAGACGCUUCACUUCUUCAUUCUUUGUCUCUCGCUCUCUGUCUGUCUGUAUAUUCUCCAUCUUCCUCUCUCACUGUAUUUCCUGUUUCUUUCUUCUCUCUUUUCCUCCCUCCCCCUCUUUCUCUCUCGUGUCAUUUACUGCCAAUGCUCUCUCAUCUCCAUAGCUAAUUAUCUUAUUGGAAUUCCUCCUGCUACUAAUAAGACCGCUAAACUUCUGUCUCCAUGCCAAGCCUUGGGGUUGUGUGAGUGUGUGUUGUAAUUGGAGACAUAAUUUCAAGUCUCCUAGAGGGGACAUGGAGGGGGUGAGGAAGGUGUGAAGAGUCCGAAUGGAAUCCUGUCUGUCUUCUCUCUUGCGUGUCUCGUGUCAAAGGGAGAUGGGGCCAGACAUGUAAUUUGGAGUGUGUUGUUAGUCGAAGGGGAGGGAAACUUGUGAUGUCACACCUGUCUAAGCACGUCAGGCUUCCUCAUUCGCCGCCUAGGAGGAUGGGAUAGGGGAGUUUACAGCUCUGAGUCAGGGCUGGGCUCGACGUGGGGUACUGUCUGAGGGGUAGGCAUGUGCAUACGUAUGUACAUGUGUGUAUGGGUACUUUUUGCACAUUUUGUUGUUACAAAGUGGGAUUCAGAUGGAUUUCAUUAUCAUUGUUGGUCAAUGAUCUACACAAAACACUCUUAUGUGGAAGAAAAAUUGUAACAUUAACAAAAUACAAAAAAAUGUAACACUACGUAUUCUCACCCCUGAGACUACAUGUUAGAAAAACCUUUGGCAGUGAUUACAGCUGUGAGUCUUUUUGGCUCAGUCUAUAAGCGCUUUGCACACCUGGAUUAUACAAUAUUUGCCCAUUAAAAAGUCUUCAAGCUCUGUCAAGUUGGUUGUUGAUCAUUGCUAGAUAGCCAUUUUUAUGUCUUGCCAUAUAUUUUCAAGUAGAUUUAAGUCAAAACUGUAACUAGGCCACUCAGGAACAUUCACUGUCUUCUUGGUAAGCAACACCAGUGUAGAUUUGGCCUUAUGUUGUAGGUUAUUGUCCUACUGAAAGGUGAAUUUGUCUCCCAGUGUCUGUUGGAAAGAACACUGAAUCAGGUUUUGCCUGUGCUUACAGCUUAGCUGUAUUCUGUUUCUUUUAUCCUAAACUCCCUAGUCCUUGCCAAUGACAAGCAAACCCAUAACAUGAUGCAACCACAACCAUGCUUGAAAAUAUGGAGAUUGGUACUCAGUAAUGUGUUGUAUUAGAUUUGCCCCGAACAUAACACUUUUUGUAUUCAGGACAUGAAGUUCCUUGCUUAGCAACAUUUUCUGCAGUAUUACUUCAGAAAGUUUCUUUGCCACAUUUUUUGCCGUAUUACUUUAGUGCCUUGUUGUAAACAGGAUGCAUGUUUUGGAAAAUAAGAAUUCUGUACAGGCUUCCUUUUCACUUUGUCAUUUAGGUUAGUAUUGUGGAGUAACUACAAUGUUGUUUAGGUUAGUAUUGUGGAGUAACUACAAUGUUGUUGAUCCAUCCUCAGUUUUCUCCUAUUAUAACCAUUAAACUGUAACUGUUUUUAAAUCACCAUUGGCCUCAUGGGGAAAUCCCUGAGCAGUUUCCUUCCUCUCCGGCAACUGACUUGGGAAGGAUGCCUGUAUCUUUGUAGUGACUGGGUGUAUUGCUAAACCAUCCAAAGCCUAAUUAAUAACUUCACCAUUCUCAAAGGGAUAUUCUGUGUCUACCAAUCGGUGCCCUUCUUUGCGAGGCAUUGAAAAACCUCCCGGGUCUUUGUAGUUGAAUAUGUGCUUAAAAUGUCCUAAUCGAUUGAGGGAACUUACAGAUAAAUGUGGGGUAAAUAGAUAGGAGUAGUCAUUCAAAAAUCAUGUUAACCACUAUUAUUGAACACAGAAUGAUUCCAUGCAGUUUAUGUGAUUUGUUAAGCACAUUUUAACUUCUGAACUUAUUUAGGCUUGCCAUGACAAAGGGGUUGAAUAUUUAUGGUCUCAAAACAUUUCAGCUUUUCAUUUUUUACAUUUUCUAUUCCACUUUAACAUUAUGGGUUAUUGUGUCUGUGACACAUCUCAAUUUAAUAACAAAAUGUGGAAAAAGUAAAGGGAUGUGAAUACUUUCUGAAGGCUGUGUGUGUGUGUGUGUGAGACUGCGGACACAUACUUAUGGCUCAGUCACAAAGACACAAGCCAAUGCUGAAAAGCGGAGCUAGACUCUCAUCUUGCUGACACACUUGUCUUGUUGGGAUUUCCCAGUUAACCUAUGGGAUUGAGUUGCUCAAUACUGACAGCUCUGGCUGUAUCUCUAUUGCAGAGCCUUUAAAUAUAUCUGUUGCAGAGCCUGCAAUAUCUCUAUAGCAUGUGUAUACUGCCAUUCCUCAGAUCUCCAAGCCCUUGGUAGCUUGUAUCGCAACUCACCCAAAGUGAUCCUCAGCAACCAUUUAUUAUUUAUUACAAUGGCGAAGUACAGGUAACUGCCACAAUAAAGGAAACACCAACAUAAAGUGUCUUAAUAGGGUGUUGGGCCACCAGAACAGCUUCAGUGCACUUUGGCAUAGAUUCUACAAGUGUCUGGAACUUUAUUGAAGGAAUGCAACACCAUUCUUAUACGUGAAAUUCCAUAAUUAGGUGUUUUGUUGAUGGUGGUGAAAAAUGCUGUCUCAGGUGCAGUUACAUAACUCCCAUAAGUGUUCUUUAAACCCCCUAUGCUUCUUUGAGACCGCUCUGUCUCUGAGAUUUGGUUAAUUUAGCAGAUGCUCUUUUUCAGUUCUCUUCUAGCCAUGGUAGCCAAAAUAAUGAGCAACUGUGCAUUUUUCUACAUGACCCUGAGCAUGACGGGAUGUUAAUUGCUUAAUAAACUCAGGAACCACACCUGUGUGGAAGCGCCUGCUUUCGAUAUACUUUGUGUCCCUCAUUUACACACGUGUUUCCUUUAUUUUGGGAGUUACCUGUAUGUGGGACACAAUGUCUGACCCCAGUUUUCCAAUUGCCUUUCUGCUCCCCAGGUCAUCACUUAGUUCAUCCUGUUGUGUAGUUCAUCCCUGGCCAUUAAAAAUCAGACCGUGAUGCGUCCAUUAAGGCUGAGGUGGUAACGAAAGGUCAGAGGUCACUAAGCAGGUCACUGGGCAUGCUCUGUACUUAGGCGGUGUGAUGAUUGACGUGUGUGUGUUUUUUGCUGUUACCAUCAACAACAACCCCAAAUGCUCCCCCAAAUGUGUUCCAACAAUAACCAAACCCUUACUGUCCUAGUCAUUGGCACUAGAUUCCGCGAAACCGAGUUCACACAAAAACACACACACAUUUGUUUGUGUUUAACACGUUACAGGGGUCUGAGAGCAGUCAGAGGGUAUCAGACACACAUGAGAGUGAUUAGUAAUUUAGAGGAAUCCAUGACUGUGUUCCCUCCAUGCUGCAUCCCCCGCGGGAUAGAGAGCGAGAUUAGGGAGAAAGAGAGGAUGAGAGUGCAUAGGCUGUCAAUGGGCCUUUUCUCGGCACAAGCUCACUCGGGGGGUGGGGGGGGUUCUGCUCUAUAUUUCUACAUUUGUACUCUGAGCUUAUUUACAAAUACUGUAGUAUUCCUUCCACCACACAAACACACACACACACACACUAGUCGAUAUGCAAACAAGAGUUCUGAGAGACUUUUCCGUUCCUCUGCUGUUUGACUUUUCUCCCUUUACUUUCUCUUGGUGAUUGCGAUCAUACUUACAGCACAGGUACAAACAGAACCAUCCAGUCAGUGGAAACGUUACUAAUUAAAUAUUUAUUGAUUUAACGAAUGCUAUCUUCAACUCUCAGGUCUUACCUGGAUUCAGAGUUGUUCUCACUGUUAACUCUGCAACAAACAACAAAAAUGUGCAUUUUUCCGUUUUUUAAAAUUUAUUUUCUUUCUUUCCAUAUACACUAUUUUGCAGUGGCUUGCUUUUCUUUCAUUUGCUACUUACUGCAAUGAUUACAAUGCUGUAAAAAAAUAUUGUGUAGAAUUAACAUUGAAUUAAAAAUAAAAUUGUUUUAUACUGUA
This is a messenger RNA of Oncorhynchus nerka (sockeye salmon), 5574 nucleotides long. Its product is annotated as autophagy protein 5-like. Gene Ontology annotation, biological process: nucleophagy; cellular response to nitrogen starvation; autophagosome assembly. Lineage: Eukaryota; Metazoa; Chordata; Actinopteri; Salmoniformes; Salmonidae. The coding region runs from base 243 to 1070 and encodes 275 amino acids. Gene Ontology annotation, cellular component: Atg12-Atg5-Atg16 complex; cytoplasm; phagophore assembly site membrane. Gene Ontology annotation, molecular function: Atg8-family ligase activity. The record is from RefSeq and is a predicted model, not a curated record. The transcript is spliced from 9 exons.